Molecule: messenger RNA, 3989 nt
Organism: Ictalurus furcatus (blue catfish)
Lineage: Eukaryota; Metazoa; Chordata; Actinopteri; Siluriformes; Ictaluridae
Gene: gcnt4b.2
Product: glucosaminyl (N-acetyl) transferase 4b, tandem duplicate 2
Exons: 3
Coding region: 900-2186 (428 amino acids)
Cellular component (GO): membrane
Molecular function (GO): acetylglucosaminyltransferase activity
Source: RefSeq, a predicted model, not a curated record
AUUACAAAUUAUUAAUGCAACUGGUAAAGUUUAUACACCGUUAAGCUAAAUUAGCUAGCUAUGUUAAACGUAUUGAAAUGACUUUCUCAAUAAGUACUGUGAUUUGUAGUAAAAACACAUCCAAGAUAAUACUGUAGCUCGAGUGUUUAGCGUUAAUAACACUCUACAGUUUCGUUUUCAGCAGGUCUGAGUAAAGUUCACAUCUCCGCGUCGCUGAUGAAGGGAAAGUUUUGGACGAAAUGCUUUUCUUUUAUUAGUAGCCCCUAGGAUGGUGUCAGUGUCGGUGUCAGUCUCAAACGCAGCCCACAGAAGAUAGAAAGAAACCCGAGACCCGAAAGGGAGAGAGAGAGGGAGGGAGAGAGAGAGGGAGUGAGAGAGAGAGAAAGAGUGUGUGUGUGUGAGAGAGAGAGAGACAGAGAGAGUAAGUGAGUGAGAGAGAGAGAGAGAGAGAGUGAGUGAGAGAGAGAGCGCGUGAGUGAGAGAGAGAGAGAGCGCGUGAGUGAGUGUGUGUGUGAGAGAGAGAUGGAGUGAGAGAGAGAGAGAGAGAGAGUGAGAGGGAGUGAGUGAGAGAGAGAGAAAGUGAGUGAGUGUGUGUGUGAGAGAGAGAUGGAGUGAGAGAGAGAGGGAGAGAGAGUGAGAGAGAGAGAGAGAGAGAUAGCACUGUAAAGUAACAGGGAAACAUGAAGCAGUUCAGAUCCGCUAGUUGUAGUUGUUCAGUAUUUUGGACUCUGUGUUGGUUUUAGGCUUCAGGAAAAAAAAAGGGAGAAAAAAAAGGCUGAAGUUUGCAAACUUUUCUCUCGCGUGGAUUUAAAGCCGGAUCGAUUCCCUCAGGAACGCUUGUAUACAGUACACUGGGAAGAAAUGACGUUUCUCCAGGACUUUGGUGCAACACAUUACAAAUGAAAAGCUGCAUCAGACACCUCAACCACAGAAGGGCUUUGCUUUACCUCUUUUCGUCAAUAUUGAUAUUCUGUGCUCUGAUCAGAUAUGUAAGGAUUACCAAUGAUAAUAACAUCAUCAAAUCCAGACAAGUCAGAGGGCAAACAGAUACGCAGUGGCGUCUUACUGAACAACAUGGAAUCAACUGUUUGGAUAUUUACAACAUGGACCCUGUUGCUUUGGGCAAGUCUUUGGAACUCAGAAGGAAAGUCCCUCCCAUUCCAGCCGACAAGAGCGUCGUGAAUGCAACUUUGGACUGUGGACAAUUCUUGGCAUCAAGAGGUUACAAUGUCCAGAUAUCUGAGCAGGAGAGCGAUUUUCCACUCGCGUUCUCGCUGGUGGUGCACAAAGACGCGCACAUGGUGGAGCGUCUCCUGCGCGCCAUUUAUGCGCCACACAACAUUUACUGCAUCCACUAUGACCUGAAAUCGUCGUCGGAUUUCACAGAAGCCAUACGUGGUCUGGCACACUGCCUUCCCAAUGUAUUCGUGGCUUCACGGUUAGAGGCGGUACAGUACGGCGGCAUCUCACGCCUCCGUGCUGACCUCAACUGCCUUUCUGAUCUCCUAAGCUCCGAGAUCCGCUGGAGAUAUGCCAUUAACCUGUGUGGCCAGGAUUUCCCACUGCGUUCCAAUGCCGAGCUUGUAUUCGAGCUCAAGGCCCUAAAAGGUACGAACAUGCUCGAGACGAUCCGACCCAGCAAAUUAAAACAGCAGCGCUACACGAACCACUUCGAGCUCAAAGACGAGCAAGCGAAGUAUCAUGCUUUUCCAGUCAAAACAGCGCAGAAGAAACAGCCUCCACCUCAUGAUAUCGAGAUCUUCGUGGGCAGCGCUUACUUCGUUCUCUCCCGAGAGUUUGUAAACUUUGUGCACUGGAGUCCUCAGGUAAAAGACUUUCUGGCUUGGUGCGAGGACACGUAUUCACCUGACGAACAUUUCUGGGCCAGCUUGAUUCGCGUCCCUGGAGUCCCCGGUGAGAUCAAAAGGUCUGACCCAGACAUUUCAGACUUGAUGAGCAGAACACGUCUGGUCAAGUGGCAGUACCUGGAGGAGAAGCUUUAUCCGAAAUGCACAGGAGUACACGUACACAGCGUGUGCAUUUAUGGUGCUGCCGAGCUCCGGUGGCUCCUCAACGAUGGGCACUGGUUUGCCAAUAAGUUUGAUCUGAAGGUAGAUCCUGUGGUCAUUGAAUGUCUCGAAAAGAACUUGACCGAGAGACACAGAGCAAUAGUUACACCACAGUAACUGCUUGGGUAUUUACUCAGAGACUAAUUUUCUGUUAAUAAACAAAACAGCUGUUCCUCUACGAACUGGUUCUGCUACACGAACAUUUUUAACAUCAUACGAAUGUGCUGAUUUGUCUGACUCUGGAAAAAAAAAAAAAUGUUUAAGCUGGAGAUUUGGUUCAAGAUUUAUUUAUUUAAUUCAGGAUACUCAAAUGCCUUUGGGACCAUGGUGCCACAUGUAAAGCAAUAUAAGUCUCAGUAUACAAUAGUGCAAAUUAAACAUCAGAUCUAUAAUGCAUUACGGCUGGAUCCGAUCUCAGCAAUGGCACGCGCCAUUUAAAACUCGGCAUAAAGCGUGCGUGGUUUGGUCCAUGACUUAAAAACAAAUGAAAUCCAAGUAUAACAUUUUCAGUGUCCACUCAGAACUGGAAAACGCUGACAGUGAUGUGCCAGUGUGUUGUGUCUAAUCCUGUACUGUUUAUUUUCAUCAGCUGAGAUCCGUUAGCUCCACCAGUGUUCAGUUACUCUGUAGGGCGUGCUCAGACAGUAUGCUCGAAAAGUUUGAGUCAUGUGGGUGUAGUCCUCACUGAACGUGACAAAACGGUAUUUUCACGCUGUUUACGGCACAACAAAUGGGCUGUUGUGGUAUCAAUCCUUCAACGAAAUGCAUGUGCAUUCUGGUCCUUAGCAUUGAAGUUAAUUGAAGAGAACUGUAAAUAAAAUGUAAAUGAAGUAGUGUGCUCUACUGGAUGCACACUGGAUUUAUAUUAUGGGCAAUAAUGCAGUGAGAUACCGAGGCUAUACAGACAAUAUAGUGAACAGGCAAGCAAUCUAGACACAGCAAUAACUUCCAACAACGUAUAAUGCACCGACGGCGUUAUCUCGGCGCUCAGCCGAGAGCACAUCAUUAACGUUAGCCAUAAAUGAUAAAAGCUAAAAUGUUAUUAGGGCGAUUACAAUUUAAAUCUAUCUGAAUAUCCCAUAUACACAGUGUGUAUAAAUUCAGUUUCAGCUUUCAGUCAUUAAGAACACACUGUUUUGGAGUUAAUAAAGGACUGCUGCUUGAAAACAUGAGCAGUUCCUGGCAGAUCGUAAACUUUUGUAUGUGACUGUGUAACUGUAUAUGAAUGUAUGUGACUGUAUGUGACUGUGUAACUGUAUGUGACUGUGUAACUGUAUGUGACUGUAUGUGACUGUGUAACUGUAUGUGACUGUAACUGUAUAUGAAUGUAUGUGACUGUAUGUGACUGUGUAACUGUAUGUGACUGUGUAACUGUAUGUGACUGUGUAACUGUAUGUGACUGUAUGUGACUGUGUAACUGUAUGUGACUGUAACUGUAUAUGAAUGUAUGUGACUGUAUGUGACUGUGUAACUGUAUGUGACUGUGUAACUGUAUGUGACUGUAUGUGACUGUGUAACUGUAUGUGACUGUAACUGUAUAUGAAUGUAUGUGACUGUAUGUGACUGUGUAACUGUAUGUGACUGCACGUUAACUGUAUGUGACUGUAACUGUAUAUGAAUGUAUGUGACUGUAUGUGACUGUAACUGUAUGUGACUGUAUGUGACUGUAACUGUAUGUGACUGUGUAACUGUAUGUGACUAACUGUAUAUGAAUGUAUGUGACUGUGUAACUGUACAUGAACUGUAUGUGACUGUAACUGUAUGUGACUGUAUGUGACUGUACGUGAACUGUAUGUGAUUAUGUAUGAGCUGUUUUAUAUACCAGUGUGGAUUUUUCAGAGCUCUUUUUCUAUGCUUUGGUCUUGGUUGUGGCCUUUUUUUCUCAGCGUUUCUGUUCAUAAACUGUUUUAUGUGUGGUGA